Messenger RNA from Coprinopsis cinerea okayama7#130, 1428 nucleotides. RefSeq lists its product as hypothetical. Lineage: Eukaryota; Fungi; Basidiomycota; Agaricomycetes; Agaricales; Psathyrellaceae. The record is from RefSeq and is a predicted model, not a curated record. The transcript has 9 exons. Gene Ontology annotation, molecular function: protein binding. The coding region runs from base 1 to 1428 and encodes 475 amino acids.
AUGAAGCCUUACCAGCAGCUCGAUCCCAUCGUCCUCUCCCGCCAAACUCAGGUGACGGCAAUCGCAUUGUCUUCUUCCGGCAGUAAUCUCGCAAUUGGCACCGCCGAUGGUACCGUGGAGUUUUGGGCCAUAGGCGGACGUCGCCUUGGACAAGUUGAUUUGGAAGAGCGAAUUACCGCGUUGCAAUGGGCAACGACAAACCCAUCUCAACUCUUCAUCGGCCUUGCUUCCGGGCUCGUUUUGUUUCUCGAGGAUAUACACGGUCAAACCCGACGUGUAGCAACUGGCGUCAGUGGUGCCCCUGUGGAAUGUCUCGCCCAGGGCAAAGCGAUGGACUGUCUAGGGAUUGCAGUGGGACCUGAGAUCCAUGUCGCUCGACCUAUCAAUCGACGUGAUUAUGCAACCACCAACAUCUUGCCCGCGCCAGCUGGCUCCGGGGAAGGUACCACCGACAAGACCGUUCAAGGCAGAGGCCUUCACUUUGUCCAAGAGGAUGACCAGUUGAUCGUCACUUACCUGCACCAUGGCAUACGUUGCUGGGAUAUAUCGACCGGAGUUGAGCUCUGGCAACUUCCUCCAUCGCGCCUCACUGGGCUAAUCGGGUUCUCUGAUAUUUCCUCCGACAACCGUUACCUUGCGCUCUCCAACAUGGCCACAGGGGUCGACUUAUACUCUCUCGACUCGCUGACUCUAUCGAGGCACUUCCCGAUGCACAUGGUCCCCGAGAAGAACAAAGUCAUGAUGGUCAAGUUCCUGCGAAACGAUGGAUAUCUUUCAUGUGGUGCGCACGAAGGAGGUGUAUGGAUCUGGAACGCUGCGUCUGGGCAGCCUGCUCAGAUUCUUGCUGCGAAAGACGUGCCUGUACAAUUGAUGGCUGUAUCUGUAUAUCUUGAAGAUGAAUUCGUAGCAACUGUUUCCAACACCCUCGAACCACGCGUCGAUAUCUGGCGAGUUAAACUCGAGACUCCUCUCUCGAAGAAGCUGAGGAUUCGUUUUCAACGGGCCAAGGCGUUCAUCCGCAUCGUUUCCAGCUCCCAUUUCUCUUCCUUGUUGUUUGUGAUGCUUGUUAUCGUUAUCUAUUGUGUAACUCUCUGGAAGAUGUCGCCAGAAGAUAUUCGUGGAUGGGCUUCCCUUACUCAUACCCGGCUCGGUACGACCUUCCGAACCCUCUCGAACUCUGUCUCUGAAGGGUACCGUGCUCUUUCAAUGACUAUGAGGAUUGCUAUCCUCCAGUGGCUCGGUGUUCCCCCUGAAUAUAUCACUCUGCCCCCGCCAAACUUUGUGCGACUCGACAGUCAUAUCACUAGGCCCGGGGUAGUAGACGCCGGUGCUGAAACGAUGAACAAUAUCAUUACGCAAUUCCAAUCUGCAGGGACUGCAUCUACCCUAGUACCUAUUCUCCCUCUACAGUCGACCUGUCCUGCUUAA